Messenger RNA from Funneliformis geosporum, 795 nucleotides. NCBI's taxonomy places the organism in Eukaryota, Fungi, Glomeromycota, Glomeromycetes, Glomerales, Glomeraceae. The record is from the annotation of a GenBank genome assembly.
AUGGCAAACGAAUUAAAUAAAGAUGAACAAGGUAUCAAGUUAGACGAAGAAACAAUAGACACUCUUUUUGGUACAUUAUCACUCGAUAAAUAUCAACAAAACUCAAAACGUAACUCUGCAAAGGAGAACAUAAGACUUCAACGUUCCCCAUUCGAUGAAUUCAAAAUAUCUUCAACAUCAAUUCUUGAUACGUUGAAUGCAAGGAGUCUUUGCCCUAAAUGUGCCCGUUCUAUGAAAUUUUUCUGUUAUUGGUGUUAUCAAGUUGUUGGCUGUCAAAGAAGUAAGUCAACAGUGGCACAUGCAAAGAUUAUAGCUCCAGAUGAUGUUUCCAUAUAUUCCAAUUUAGACAUUCCAAAAUAUGAAAAUCCAAGCAGGUUAUUAUUACUUUUUCCUGGUCCAGAUUCAAAAACUUUGAAUGAAAUUUCAAAGGAUUCAUUUGAUAAAUUAUUAGUGGUAGAUGGUACAUGGCAACAAGCAACAAGCUUAACAAAAUUUACCCAAGAAUUAAAAAAUAUAAGAAAGAUUACCAUAAAACCGCAAAAAACCCUUUUUUGGAGAUAUCAAAAUAAGAGCGAAAAUCAUUUAGCUACUAUCGAAGCUUUGUAUUAUUUUUUAAAAGAAUAUUAUGAGGUUUAUGAAUCUGACAACGAUGAUCAUCGUUAUGAUGGUAGAUAUGAUGAUCUUCUAUGGUAUUAUAAAUAUUUAUACGAAUUUAUUCAAGCUACUUAUAGUAAAAGUCAAAAACCUUAUACUUCAAGACAUCGUCAAGGGUAUAUCGAAUACGAUAAUAAAUAA